Messenger RNA from Ostreococcus tauri, 1371 nucleotides. RefSeq names its product LytB protein. NCBI's taxonomy places the organism in Eukaryota, Viridiplantae, Chlorophyta, Mamiellophyceae, Mamiellales, Bathycoccaceae. The coding region runs from base 1 to 1371 and encodes 456 amino acids. The record is from RefSeq and is a predicted model, not a curated record. The transcript has a single exon. Gene Ontology annotation, molecular function: 4-hydroxy-3-methylbut-2-enyl diphosphate reductase activity; metal ion binding. Gene Ontology annotation, biological process: isopentenyl diphosphate biosynthetic process, methylerythritol phosphate pathway; dimethylallyl diphosphate biosynthetic process.
AUGCAGACGCGCGUCGUGACCCACGCGACGCACCGCGUCGUCGACGCGCGCGCGCGCGGUGGACGAAACUCGAUCGCGCCGAAGAUCUCACCCACGAUCUCCCGCGCGCUCGUCAAGACGCGCGCGGCGCCCAAGCUGCCCUUUGACCCUCGGGAGUACCGACGGGAGCUCGGGAAGAGCGAUCAGUACUCGAGGAAGUUCCUGAACGAUGAUGAGGCGGCGACGAAGAUGGCGAACGAUGGGAUCUCGUACAGCAAGAGCGGCUUGGUGGCGAAGAUGAAGGAUGAGGGGUUCGCGUACGUCAAGGAUGGAAUCACGUUUAAAUUGGCGGAUGCGUACGGGUUCUGCUGGGGCGUCGAACGUGCGGUGCAGAUGGCGUACGAGGCGCGGAAGCAGUUCCCGGAGAGUAAGCUGUGGAUCACGAACGAGAUCAUUCACAACCCGACGGUGAACGAACGCCUGAGCGACAUGGGAGUGAACUUUAUCGAGGAGAGCGAGAACGGGAAGGAUUUCUCGGGCGUGCAGAGCGGCGAGGUCGUUAUUCUGCCCGCGUUCGGGGCGAGCGUGCACGAGAUGAAGUUCUUGGCCGACAGAGGGGCGAACAUCGUGGACACGACGUGCCCGUGGGUGAGCAAGGUUUGGAACGCCGUGGACACGCACAAGCGCAAGGAGUUCACGUCAAUCAUUCACGGCAAGUACUCUCACGAGGAGACGGUCGCCACGGCGAGCUUCGCCACGACGUACUUGAUCGUGAAGGACAUGACGGAGGCAGAGUACGUUCGAGACUACAUCAUGAACGGCGGCGAUAAGGCUGAGUUCAUGGAGAAGUUUAAGAACGCCAUGAGUGAAGGGUUCGACCCGGACGAGGACCUCAACGGCGUCGGCAUUGCUAACCAAACCACGAUGCUCAAGGGCGAGACCGAGGCGAUCGGUAAGUUGUUCCAACAGACCAUGAUGGAGAAGUUUGGCGUUGAGAACGCCGACCAGCACUUCGUCGUCAUGGACACCAUCUGCGACGCGACACAGGAGCGCCAGGACGCCAUGUACAAGCUCGUCGACGACAAGCCGGACAUCAUGCUCGUCGUCGGUGGCUUCAACUCCUCCAACACCUCUCACCUUCAAGAGAUCGCCGAGGAUAAGUCCAUUCCGAGCUACUGGGUCGACACCGCCGAGCGCCUCGACCCGUCGAAGAACUCAAUCACCCACAAGCUAGCCCACGGCGAGCUCGUCACCACGGACGCCUGGCUCCCGGCCUCCGACGUCGUCAUCGGCAUCACCAGCGGUGCCAGUACCCCGGACAAGGUGGUUGAAGACGUCAUCGACGUCGUGUUCGCCACGAAGACCGCGCUCAAGUCCGCCGUCUCUCGUUAA